AUGCAUCCAAGACUCACAAGGUGCCAACGAUUUCAGAGACAAACUGGAAAAGAGCUCUGACUGCCAUCCUCGGGCAGCUGAACAACCCUCAGUACAAUAAGAUGCUGACAUUUCUGAAAAUCCUCCAAAAGAAGAAAACCACUAAGUUCAAAGAACACUUGCCCCAAAACAUUAUUGAGCGCUUCGGAGUGGAAACGUCCAUCCAGAAAGUCAAAGAAGCACUAGAUCGGAUACCUCGGAGGGACGAUGCAGUCCAAAAACACUUGCGACCCUUUGUGCACAAACUGAAGAGCAAACAGGAAAAGAAGAAGAAGGGUAAACGGAUAAACUCCCAGCGUAAGACUGAUCCUGUCGGCAUAAUGAAGUCCAAAAAGAAGAAGAUGGAGAACAAAGAUUCAUCCCUGAGAUCAACUGAAACCACAGAAACUCCAAAGGCACCUGCUGUUUUCAGCCCCUGGCCCAUGAAUACUGUAUCAUCCAUGAGUUUGAAUGGAGCCACCAAAACUCCCGAGACUGAUCCUGUCAGCACAAUGAAGCCCAAAAAGAAGAAGACGCAGAACAACGAUUUAUCUAUGAAGUCAGCAGAAACCACCAACGCUCCCGAGUCUGAUUGUUCAGAACCAUCAGAGGCUAAACUGGAGGAGCCAGCGAACAGUGAUUCAUCCCUGAAUUUGAAUGGAGCCACCAAAACUCCCAAGGCAGCUGUGCAGGUUCAGAGUGCACCUGUCCACACUGGGAGAGUUAAAAUCAAAGCAGUCACAUCCUUCAAUAAAAGCAACACUCACCUGGUGGUGGAUGUAAAAACGGAGCUGAAGGAGUGUUUUGUGAGGACUCGUCUCCUGGCAGAGGCACUUGGCUACAAAAUGGAGGAAGGCGUUGAAGCCAGAAUCCGCGAGGCAAUGCCGAUCUCAGCAGAGGCUACAAUGCAAGGAAAGAAAAUUACGGCCAUUAAAAAGGUGUAAAAAUGUAUUUUUAUGAUUAUUUAAUUUUACCUGUCUCACUCUGUUUUUCUAAGCUCAUGGUGUAAUGGACACACAUAUUUCAGUAGUAUUCUCACGUUUUUUGAAUGUUUUGUUUUGAAGUUCAGCCUUUUAUUUUGAAAGAGAAAAUUAUAGCGCAAAACAGGAAAAAGGCUAAGUAGUAAGUAAUGUGAGAUAAACCUCGCAGCGUUUCCUGGUCUGUUGGGUUUUCAGCAUUAUUUCCUCUGUUCAGAUUGUCGGUCUGUGGUUGUUGUUGAGUUAGUCGUUUCAGGCACUUUGUGUAGCACUUCUGGAAGUUGCAGAUUUUCCCAGUGUUCCAAUAACUGAUGGAUCAGAGGCACUUUCAGACUCAAGGAACUUUUUCAGAAUUUUUAAAAACUUUUUAAGUGACUGCAUCUUUUUUUAAGCUUCUGCCUCCAACAAGCUAGGUGCUUGGAGUUCUUCAGUGGUUGAACAAAGAGGAGCACCAAGAACAGGCACAAACAUGGUAAUAUGGUAUGUUGUUCUUGUGGAGGUAACACAUUUGGACAGUUACCCUCAGGUAUGAUUCCUCUAUAUUAUAUACAGUACUGUGC
Pundamilia nyererei is the source of this 1555-nucleotide messenger RNA. RefSeq lists its product as uncharacterized. The record is from RefSeq and is a predicted model, not a curated record. Bases 102 to 962 code for a protein of 286 amino acids. Lineage: Eukaryota; Metazoa; Chordata; Actinopteri; Cichliformes; Cichlidae. The transcript has 6 exons.